Messenger RNA from Nematostella vectensis (starlet sea anemone), 1934 nucleotides. RefSeq names its product DNA replication complex GINS protein PSF1. The record is from RefSeq and is a predicted model, not a curated record. The transcript is spliced from 7 exons. Lineage: Eukaryota; Metazoa; Cnidaria; Anthozoa; Actiniaria; Edwardsiidae. Gene Ontology annotation, biological process: DNA replication; DNA strand elongation involved in mitotic DNA replication. Gene Ontology annotation, cellular component: GINS complex. The coding region runs from base 102 to 674 and encodes 190 amino acids.
CAAAGACUGGAAACGAGUCUUUGUAAAAUGGCGACGAAAGUAGUCGAAGAAGUUGACUUUGUUUGAUAGAAUUGUCUAAAUUUCACAUAUAUGCUCGCAAGAUGUUUGGGGACAAAGCUUUGGAACUUAUCAGGGAGCUUAAGCGAACAAUGGACGCUUCGUUACCCCCUUAUAACGAGGACAUUGUUAGACAAGUUCUCGAAGAAAUGAAGGCAUUAUUUGAGCAGAAUCAACGUGAAGUUAAUGCUACUGUAGCAGGCGAGUCAGGGCUAUUUUCUGGCGUUCAAGUUAGACAUGCAAGUCUAGAGAGGGACAAAAGAUGUCUUCUGGCAUACUUGUACAACCGAAUGAACAGGAUUAAAAACCUCAGAUGGGAGUUUGGCUCUGUACUGCCUGAUGACAUCAAGUACAAUUUAUCUGAACAAGAGGUUCAAUGGUUCACCAAGUACAACAAGUCUCUAGCUAACUACAUGAGGACUACUGGGUUGGAUCUUACUCAGGACAUGAAACCUCCCAAAUCCCUGAACAUCGAGGUGCGCUGUGUAGAAGACUAUGGAGAGUUUGAGACUGAAGAUGGAACUGUGGUUCUUCUCAAGAAAAAUAGCCAGCAUUUCUUGCCUAGAUCACAGUGUGAACACCUUAUCAGACAGGGAAUUCUACAACACAUUAUAUAAUGACGGAAUCCUACAACACAUUAUAUAAUGACGGAAUUCUACAGUACAGCAUACGAUAUGAUGACAGUGAAUUCUAUAACACAUUAUAUAAUGACAGAAUCCUACAACACAUUAUAUAUUGACAGAAUACUAUGGGUCCUUCAACAUAUCAUGACAUAAUUCUACAAGCCAUUGUGUGAUGACAGAAUCCUACAACACAUUCUAUGAUGAUGGAAUCCUACAACACAUUCUAUGAUGAUGGAAUCCUACAGCACAUUAUAUGAUGAUCAAAUUCUACAAUGAAUGAAUUCUACAACACAUUUUAUAAUGACAGAAUUCUACAUAUUAUAUGAUGAUGGAAUCCUACAACACAUUAUAUGAUGACAGAGUCCUACAGCACAAAAAUGCAUGGCAUUUUUGCAAAUAUGGGAUGGUAUGGAUGGGAAAGGAUGUGGAAUACAAUCUCAAAUAUAAGCAGAAUGUCCAUCUUACCAUUUAUUAUUUGCAAAUAACAUAAAAAAGCAAGUGUUUAUCAGCAGAUUGUGCUUAUGUGUUGGUAAUUGUUUAUAAAACAACCAUAUAUAUAUAUAUAUAUUCAUUUUUAGAGCAUUUGCCAUCUUAAAGAUGCACAAAAGAUGUCAUACCAUGGCAAUAGUCACUGCACAUAUUAUUACAUGCACAGAUUAACUCCAAUUCAGUCUCUCUGCUGAGGUUCCACAAAACACUGUUCUACAUUUGUUUAUUUUUGUAUUCUAUAUCCGUAUUCUGUACAUAACUCCUAAUCUAUUUAGAGACAAAAUAGCUAUGUAUAUAUUUUAUAAAUUUCUAUCAAUUUAAAAUUGCUGUGCUUGUCAUCUUGGUGAAGUAUGUAAUAAUCCCAAAGUUCUCCAAUUGACCUCAGCAAAGAAUGGAUGGGACUUGAUAUCUUCCACACCAUUAACACCAGAACCUGGACACAUACAAAUAUUACUGUGACUACUUGCCAGACUAAGAGGGAACAGUAGGACUUGAAUAAACAGGAAUUUAAUAUAAGGGUAUACUCCCAUAUACGGGAUGAUUUUCAAGUGCCUACUUAUAUACUGUAUGAGUCAUAGCCUGAAGAGUAACACGAAUUCCUUCUUUUUUAUAUUAAAAGAAUCUGAGAGCUGACCCUUGAGUCUGGCCCAGGGGAAACUCCACACACCGACAUUACACCUGAAGAAACUUACCUAGUCUUUCUGAAGGUGUGACUCUCAGAAGCUGCAAUGUAUUAUGCAAAUAAAAUGUUAUGAUGUAAUCACA